AUAACAGUGGGCUUUUGCUUCUGAAACUGCGGCACAUAUUUCAUCUUCCUGUGACCACCACUAAGUAUACUUGCAACUUGUCUCUAAAGACUGUUUUUGUCAGCUUCAAAAAACAUUGUGUUGUAAUUACUUAAAUCUUGUGGCACUGGUGUUUCUUUUUUUGUCUCGCGACGCUCUCUACUUUUUUGGUUAUUGCAAAAUUAUUUGGUUAUUAUUUAUUUGGCUGUUAUCAUCCUUCGGUAAUAGUACAAACCCACUACGAAUGAUGGACAACAAUUUAACUGGAGGUUGUAGGAAGAAACAUAUACAUAAAUACAAAGUAAGAAGACUGUUAAAGAAAAAGAAUGUGUAAAUGAGUGGUGAGCCUAGCAAAAGCAUAAGAAACAAGCUUUAAAGAGCUUGACAAAAUGCAAAGGAAAGAAAUGACAAAGGAAGUUUUACAAAUUUUGUGUACAAAUUAUAUAAAUACAGACCUCAAGAGAGCAACAAAUAAUGGGAAAUAUAAAGAGUCAUUAAAAUAGGAAAACAUUAAUACACAAGGUAACCUAUGCUUAAAGGCAAACAUUGCCUUCUUUUUGUUCAGAUACUUUGUCACCAUUUCGGACACCUACAAAUUGGAUUACUUAGACUUUUUUUUUUUUUUUUUUUGCCGUCUGCUCCUAAAUAAGGAAGUCCCAACUAGGUGAAAUGUUCUAGAGCUGGACAUUUUACAUGCAAUAAGUGCAUACUGUACUAUUGCUGGAAUGUGCUACGAAGAAAAAGAGAUAGCCGGGUGAAAGCAAUUAUCUCUGGUAUCUUUCAUUUUCAAAAAAACAUUUCUUUGCUACACCGUCCUUUUCAUGGCCUAUUCCCUGUAGUGAGUUGAGCUAUAACCCCAAGUACCAAACCAAGAUAAAGCUUGAAGCAUCCCUCACGAAAUCAUUCUUUUGGGUUUUCUGUCUGCAUAUUUACCCGCACAGGUCUGGUUCGGUGCCUGGAGAUUUGAUGCAUUUUCUGUAAUGCGGACAAAGCAAUAGAUCACUUUUUUUUUUGCCAUGCCACUUCUUUACUGUAUCAAGAAAAAGAAUCUUUGAAAUCCUCUUUUGCAGAAUUGGCCUGGAUCUGACAAUUCUUGUUAUCCUUUCAUUCGAAGCUUCAACUCUCGGGUAGAGUCACAAGGAUGUUUGCACCACCAUCCAGGAUUUUAUUAUUGAUUCCAAGUGAAAGUCCAGUUAAAAUUUGCUUCCUUAAUUAUUUUUCUUUGUUUCUUUCGGUGCAUUUCAAUUUGGGCUACAUCACUCAGUUUAACUCGUGCAUCUGUAAGAAGGAACUUACCCUUUCGUACAAAUUGGCAAGUUAAAUUUAACUUCUAUGGUCCUUAGAUUUAGCCACCAAAGUAUUGGCCAAUCCCCCAUAGUGGGUAUGAGCCAUGAGUUGAGAGGAAAACAACAACGGCCUCACCAGCCAUGGUGUCUGCUUCACGGCAGUGUGCGUUGCAAGCCACAAUGGCGUAGGCCUUGGAGAGUGCGUUGUCGCACUGCAGCCUCACCGGCCACGAACAUGGAAGUUGAAGACCCCAUGGUGGCCCCUGCGGAUGACUGUCGCCUAGUGCUGGGCUCGUCUCUGAACGCUGCCAAAGCAGCUUCAGCACUGACAGUCAGUGUAGACAAUCCAGGGGUACACUUUAAAAGGUUCUGCCGGUGUGGUCUCCAAAGGCCAGCCUUCCCGGAUGUGGAAAUAGGUGAUCCUGGCUUCAUCCAGGACCUACACACCAAGAAACGCAACCAGAAGCUGAUGGUGCUCAUUCUUACAGUGGCCUGCAUCGUAAACCUGGCUGUCACAGGCAUUGGCAUAGCCUACUUGCGGCUGCACUUUGCACAGGAGGACAUCCUGUCUAUCGAUGAAGUGUCACCGGAUGCCAGGCGGGACAAAGUGGAAGCUGCCAGUUUGUACAGCCACAUCAAAGCCAUGAUCAAAAGAAGAGUGAAGGCACCCAUAAGCACAAAACUAACAUCAGCAACACCAGGCUACAAGCCAAAGCACAGGCAAAGAACGCGGUGGACACCCCGCUUUCACUUCCCGACCCUUCCAUGGUUCAAAAGUGUCACCACAAGCAUGGCGCCCAAGAUCUUCAAGGCACCUUCUGGUUACUCUUUGACAUGAGCUGUCAGUUGGCUUGCCCUUGGAACUGUACACAGCCAUCUCAUAUACACAGCCAGCUGAAAAUGGCUGAAAUGAGAAGCGAGUGCCAUUACACGGCACUUGGGCUAAACAAUUAGUCAGUACUGCGCAUCAUCAAGAUGUCUGCUGCCCGUUGUGUGGCUCAUGUUUAUCAUCCCAUUGCUGCUUUAUCAACCUAGCUUAUGCAUCCCACGUUGUGCUACAUUAGCACGGACUCUUGCAAAGUAUCAUGUGGCCUUGCAAAAUACAAAUUAUGAAAGCUUUGUUGCAAUUUUCUUGCCUUGUUACCUAUACUUAGGUCACCACGCAAAUAUAUGUUCCGAGGUGAAAUAGGCAUGCUUUCUUUGUAAGUUUUUACUGCUUAAGUUAGGGAACACGUAAAAGUGAAGAACUGGAAGAAAAGGAAUUGGCUGUUAGUGGACUCUCUCUUUCUUGCCGUAUUAUCUGACAUAUAACUUUCUAAUGGCAUUGGAAAUGUCAGUGAUAGUCGCAUGUCUUCCUCUUUAUAUGCUAGUUGCUCGUUUAACUUUUGUCACUUGAACACUACUCUCCAAAAAGCUCUUGUGGAGACUUGGACGGGCACAUACAAUAAAUGUUUUUCGAGAAAUUGGAUUAUCAGCGGGGCGUUAGUAUUAAUGCAAAGCGAACGCUCCAGGAAUGUUAGCUCGAAUCACUUUCCGCGCCUUGAUCAGGCAACCAAGGCAACU
Molecule: messenger RNA, 2867 nt
Organism: Dermacentor andersoni
Lineage: Eukaryota; Metazoa; Arthropoda; Arachnida; Ixodida; Ixodidae
Source: RefSeq, a predicted model, not a curated record